This is a messenger RNA of Micropterus salmoides (largemouth bass), 1365 nucleotides long. Its product is annotated as tau-tubulin kinase 1-like. Bases 1 to 1365 code for a protein of 454 amino acids. Gene Ontology annotation, cellular component: nucleus; cytoplasm. Lineage: Eukaryota; Metazoa; Chordata; Actinopteri; Centrarchiformes; Centrarchidae. Gene Ontology annotation, biological process: peptidyl-tyrosine phosphorylation; peptidyl-serine phosphorylation; signal transduction. The record is from RefSeq and is a predicted model, not a curated record. Gene Ontology annotation, molecular function: protein serine/threonine kinase activity. The transcript has 8 exons.
AUGAGUCGUGGUUCAGGACACAAAGACGGACCACGAAUGGAAAUGGGUCGCCACGAUGACCUGUGGUCAUUGUUUUACAUGUUGGUGGAGUUUGCUGUGGGACAGCUGCCAUGGCGAAAGAUAAAAGAUAAGGAACAAGUUGGUCAGAUUAAAGAGCGUUAUGACCAUCGGAUGCUGCUCAAACACAUGCCUUCAGAGUUUAAUAUCUUCCUGGACCACGUCCUGGCUCUGGACUACUACACCAAACCAGACUACCAGCUGCUCAUGUCGGUGUUCGAGAACAGCAUGAAAGAGCGAAUCAUCACCGAGAACGAGCCUUUUGAUUGGGAGAAGGGAGGAGGUGAUGUCACAUUGUCGACCAGUGCCUCCACCCAACCACAGCACAACACGCGACCCACCGCCGCCAUGGUGGGAGCCAUCGUGACGCCGGUUCCUGGAGAUCUUCAGCGGGAGAACACUGACGACGUUCUGCAGGACGAACAUCUCAGUGAUCAGGAGAACGCCCCGCCAGCCCCGCCACCCCGGCCCCCCGGGGAGACAGGCGUCUCGCACGGCGGAGAGCCAGGAGAGGCCUGGGAGGACACGGACUUCAACCGCAACAGACUCAGGAUCAGCCUGAACAAGGGGGGUCAGGAGGAGGAGGUGGGUCGGGGGGCUUGUCCGGGGUCGCCGGUUCGGGGAGGAGUCCCGGAGUCACCGACAGGUCAAGGUCGGUCCUUACGAUAUCGCCGGGUCAACAGCCCCGAAUCUGACCGUCUGUCUGCUGCUGAGGGCCGGCCCGACGCCUACGGACAGAGGUCUAGGAUGGACAUCCUCGGCUCUCCGUCUCGUCACGUCUACUCCUCCCAGCCGGCUCAGAUGCUGUCUGUCGACCCCGGGUGCCGCGGCGACCGUCAGGUCAGCGGCCGUCAGGAGGUGUCGGUGGCGUCCGUCGACCAGGAGGCGCACAGCAACGCCUUCAUCCGCUCCGUCCCGCUGGCCGAGGAGGAGGACUUUGACAGCAAAGAGUGGGUGAUCAUCGACAAAGAGGCGGAGCUACGAGACUUCCAACCAACCACGUCAGGAACCACUGACGAGGAGCCAGAGGAGCUCCGCCCCCUGGAGGAGCAGGAGGAGAGGAGGAGGCUCAGGGCUGCAGGAGGGGAGCUGGUGGUUCGUCCAAAGACCCACACCAGGGAGAGCAGCCGAGGGAUGCUAACGCUAACGGAGGAGGAGGCGUCGAGAAGGAGUGGCGGGAGCCCCGCCCAGUCGCCCUGUCACUCGCUGCCGUCAGGACGCCCCCGCCGAAGAGAGUCAGAGCCCAUUGGACCUCAAAGACCGGUAAGAGACCCAGCCAGCCAAUCAGAGCAGAGCUCAGCUCCCUGA